GGGCGGUUGUAUGAAUGCCACCCGGUUCACUUAUGUUCACUAAGAUUUGCAAUUCAUUAGUUACAAUAUAAAAAUAGCUGAAUAGCUGGGAUCGUAAAAUAGUAAAGAGGAAGUCGGGGCUGUAAAGUUAGGUAGCAAUGCCAUGGUAAACUGAGGCUGGGCCGGAGGGGACCUUACCGGUUGUGGAGAGACCAGUCACCAGCUUCAUGGCAGAGUCCUUAGUUGUUCGGAACCACCAUGUCUCCACAGAUGUACAACUCUGCUCAACAGAUGAAAUGGAGUUGGAGACGUUCCAGAAUGAAGCAGAGGACCAUGACCAGGGGUUGAGGGUGGAACAGCUGCUUCUCACCAUAGAGAGACACCAAAGACUGGACCUCUGGUUCUGCGAGGAUUGUAAGGAGUACUUUGUGGAUGAGUGCCCCACUCACGGCCCCCCAGUGUUUGUGCCAGACACCCCGGUUCCCGUAGGCGUGCCUAACCGUGCAGCACUUACAGCACCCUGCGGUGUGGAGGUGCUACAGGAGGGCGGAGAGGUGGAAGUGUGUUGUGUUUCCCCGGACCUUCACCGGGGAGUGCUAUUUGGACCUUACCAAGGAGAGGUGGUGGCCCAGGACCAGUCCUCUGGCUUCUUCUCCUGGAUGCUGGUGGAUGAGAACAACUGUUAUCGCUCUAUAGAUGGCAGUGAUGAGACUAAGGCCAACUGGAUGAGGUAUGUGCGUACCUCCUCGGAGGAGGGCGAGCGUAACCUGACGGCGUUCCAGUAUGGCGAGCACAUCUACUUCCAGGUGAGCCGUGAACUAGCAGUGGGAGACAGACUGAGGGUCGGAUAUAGCCAGGAGUACAUGGACCGACUUCACAGCAUGUCCCUGGACACAGUCAACAACCUGAACACAGAGAAGGACAGCCCAGUGUGGUCCAGUCCGUGGAACGUGACUGCGAGGGACCGCGAGGCCACGCUGGCACUGAUCCAGCACUACGGCUCACCGGACAUCCAGGCUCUGUUAAGUGACCGGACCACCAAGACUAAGCAGGUGUUUGAGGUGAUUGCGGGUCGGAUGGAGGCGCAAGGCUUCGUGGUGAGCCAGGCAGGCUGGCAGGGAGGGAAGCGCUGCUUCCAGAAGUGGAGGAACAUGGAACGCACCUACAGGGACUACCUGCUGGCCAACAAGAAACUGGACGGCAGCCGCAGGAAGCAGCCCGAGUUCUUCCAGCAGUUCCAUGCCCUUAUGGGCCAGAGGCUCAGCUCCAAGAUGGCUGCCGCCGCUGCAGACUGCUCUGCUUGGGGCGGGGCUAAGGUCAAGUCCAAAAAUGUAGCUCCGCCCCCUACCUUGCCUCUCUACGCUAUUGUGGUUCCGUCCAAUCAGAUGGUCAACCUAAGCAUUCCCUCUUCAUCAUCUUCGUCAUCUUCAGAGGCAGAGCUCAGGGUUCAGGCUGGCUCCUCCGACCCAGAGGCUCAGACCAGGAAGUCGAGCAGAGCCAGACCCAGACCCAUCAAGGAAGACAUAGGGGUUGGGCCAGGUGGGGAAAGGGGCCGAGGGAAGGGGAGGGGCAAUAAACAGCAACAGAAGAGGAAGAGAAGAUCGUGGCUGGGGGAGGAAAGAGCAGAAGAGGGUGCUGUGCAAGAUGGAGGAGUGGUGUCGGUGUGGUCUGAAGGGAAGGUGACCAGCCUGGACCUUGAGGCUACCGAGGCCCUGGUGGAGCUGUAUGCCUCUGCUGAGAUCCAAGGGCUGAUCCGGGACAACAAGACCAGAACCAAGCGCAUCUUUGAGAUCAUAGCGAGUCGUCUGCGGGAGCAGGGGUUCCCCCUGAGUCCGGUGCCAGAGCAGGCGGGCCAGAGAUGCUUCCAGAAGUGGAGGAACCUCUCCAGAGCCUACAGGGACUAUGUUUUGAACCAUGACCCCCACAGGACCACCUUCAAUUCCGCUUCUAACUCAGCCUCCACACGUAGGAGGCCACGCCCCCCACCUUGCUUUAAACAGCUUCACAACCUGAUUGGCCACCGCCUCAACCUCCCACUGUCCGGUGAUUUGCCAGGGCCAGAUGGGGCUGAGGGAGAGGGAGAUGGACAAGCAGAGCCAAUGAUGAAUGGGGACAUAGAUGGAGAGGUAAAUGGAGAUGGACAGAUUGAUGAAGGGACAAAUGGAGAUGAAGACAUAGAUGGAGAAGCAGAUGGAGACACAGAGGUGGAGGAGGAGGGAGUCAGCCAGAGUCUGUUACACAUAGUGGAGGUACCCGCCAGUCCCACCGAGCCCUAUCUGCCCCCUUCCACCUCCACUUGCUCCUCCAGCUCCACUAUGCCCUGCCAGCCCUCUCCACCCAGGGAUCAGCACCUCCUGCUGGGUCAGAAAAGGAGGAGGAGGAUGACGGACAUCCUGGAGGUGCUGCAGGGGUACAGGGAGGAGGACAGGAGGAGGGAGGAGGAGAGGCAGAGGAGGGAGGAGGAGAGGCAGAGGAGGGAAGAAGCGAGAGAGCAGAGAGAGGAGGAAAGGUAUGACCAGCUGAGAAGUCUCCUCAGGGAGCAGCAUUCUGAGACCAUGAUAGUGAUGAGGGAGCUGAUCAACACCGUGAAGGCUGAGAAGAAAGUGUGAAACUCCUCCCCCUUCCUCCCUGGUUACACCACCCUUGGUAGUUUGAUGUUACAAUGUGAGCUGUUUCACAUAUGUUCACUCUGAACAUCAAACAGACUCUUUGCUGACAUGACAGUUUGUUUUUACAUGCAGUGCAUUUUAGACGCAGUAUGAGACUUUGACUAAGAUGCUCAUGGACCCAGAGGCUCUUUACAUGCUAGGACAUCUGACGCUACAUCCCAGGUAUUGGCACGUGGUACUUUAUCUAGGUUCCUUGAAAUCUGACCUCGGUCUAUAAAUCGUUUUUCAACUCCCCUGUGACCUUAUUUGCUCAAAUAAACCUUUCGGUUUGAUUUCA
This is a messenger RNA of Osmerus eperlanus (European smelt), 2925 nucleotides long. RefSeq lists its product as uncharacterized. Lineage: Eukaryota; Metazoa; Chordata; Actinopteri; Osmeriformes; Osmeridae. The record is from RefSeq and is a predicted model, not a curated record. The transcript has 8 exons. Gene Ontology annotation, molecular function: protein binding. The coding region runs from base 207 to 2588 and encodes 793 amino acids.